Molecule: messenger RNA, 6903 nt
Organism: Manis javanica (Malayan pangolin)
Lineage: Eukaryota; Metazoa; Chordata; Mammalia; Pholidota; Manidae
Gene: GARRE1
Product: granule associated Rac and RHOG effector 1
Biological process (GO): Rac protein signal transduction
Molecular function (GO): CCR4-NOT complex binding
Source: RefSeq, a predicted model, not a curated record
GUGGGUCGCGGCCGGGACUGGCGACUGGAAGAGCUCGCGGGGCGCUGCCCCCCUCGGGGCCAUGGGUUCCCGCCCCUUGCCCGUCCGCUGUGGAGGACGCCGGGCUCUGGGGGCGCUGGCCGGGCGGACGGAAGCCCGGAGGGGCUUCCUGGCUCGUGCCUGGGAGCGGGGACGCGGCGGGGACCCCGCAGUCGCGCGACGGAGGGAUGGGAGCACUCUCUCUGGCCGUCAGGGCCGGGAGGUUGCGCUGGCGCCGCGACCCGCUCCCGGAAGCCCGCGGAGCAAUUCGCGGAGGGACGGCGGCCUGUGGCUGCCGGGGUCCGCCGGGACUGGUUGGGGACGCGGCCCUCACGCCGCCCCGCGGCUGCCUUGCUGGCUGCGUGCACCUUCCCUGCGGUGGAACGCGGCUUUCCGGCCCUGCUGAGCCCGCUGGCGCUGUCGGCCCGGGGGAGGUUUCGCGAGGACCCCAGGAGGCCGGGUUUGAGAAUGAAGGACCCACGCCCGUGGGGCAAGCGCAGGGUCAGAGGAAAUGACUUAGAGGCCUUACAAAUACAUCUGUGCAUUCUUGCUUCAGACUUUACAAUUGAGGGCCAACUCAGUCUGGAAGCACCACUUAUUAACAUUACAAGGAAACUGCUACCUCAGCAAACAAAAAGGAAAGGAGGAGAAAACUUAUAAUAACAAAAGCCUUUUUUUUUUUAAAUUGUUUUCAGAAAAUAUUAAAGGAAAUUUGGAAAUUUUUUGCAUUGCAAAGAAGCUUUGCAGGUAAAUGGAUUUGGCAGGCAGGCUCUGUCAAAAUUCUGCAGACGUUUGAUCUUCCUUCUUUAAGACUUAGAGUGAAGUAAUUCUGUACUGCUUUUUAAAUUGCUGUUGAUCAGCUUAUGGGUUUUUGGGUUCUAACUUUUCUGGUAUACUGAAGAUACAUUAUAUUACAUUAUAUUAAUUUUUUAAAGUUAAGUUAUUUUUCUGCCAUUGUAAAUACAAGUAUCAAAAUAUUCUUACAAAGUAAUUAUAGUUAAACAUUUUUUUCAGCAAACAUCUUUUUAUUCAGAGUGUGAUGCUAGCAGUUCUUAUACAACAGUUUGGACACAUUUUUACUUUUUGUCAGAAGUCCUGCCCACACUGAACAUACUAAUUAUACAAACCUGUUGUUCUCACAUCUACGUUGGAUGACAUGGUCACCUUCCUCAUGGAAAUGCCUUUCUUAAAACUUAGAUUUGCAGAACUCCACUAUUUUUAUACCUAGCUACAGUUUUGGGAAAGGAAAUCAGAACCUGACCUGCUCACAGCUGCUGAGACAGUCCCCGUCCCGCAUGUAUUGCUGCAGUGCCCAAGACAGUAAGAUGGACUACAAGCGGCGCUUCCUGCUUGGCGGGUCCAAGCAGAAGGUCCAGCAGCACCAGCAGUGCCCACUGCCCGAGCUAGGCCGGGCCCUGAGCACGCCCGUGGCACCUGCAGCCUCCGCUGCCCCCCUGGGCAGCCUCUCUGCUGCGGGCAGCUGCCACCACGCCAUGCCCCACUCCACUCCCAUCGCUGACAUCCAGCAGGGCAUCUCCAAGUACCUGGAUGCCCUCAAUGUCUUCUGUCGCGCCAGCACUUUCCUCACAGACCUCUUCAGUACUGUGUUCAGGAACACUCACUAUGCCAGGGCAGCCACGCAGCUCAGAGAUAUGCAGGAGCAUGUCAUGGAAGCAGCCAGCCGGCUGACUUCAGCCAUAAAGCCCGAGAUUGCCAAGAUGCUGAUGGAACUCAGUGCUGGAGCUGCAAACUUCACAGACCAGAAGGAAUUCAGUCUCCAGGAUAUUGAGGUAGAGUAUCUUCUGUGUCAUAGUAGGCCAGGAAAAUACAUUCCAGAGGUGUUGGGGCGAUGCUUCUUGACUGUGGUUCAGGUCCAUUUCCAGUUUCUGACCCAGGCAUUACAGAAGGUCCAGCCAGUAGCUCACUCUUGCUUUGCCGAGGUGUUUGUGCCAGAAAAGAAGAACAGCAGUGGUGGCAUAUCUGGCGUGGGCCACACACCCGAACUGGAGGAAGCUGUGCGAUCCUGGCGCGGGGCUGCAGAGGCAACAUCAAGACUAAGAGAAAGAGGCUGUGAUGGCCGCCUGGCAGGAAUUGAAGUUCAACAGCUCUUCUGUUCUCAAAGUGCAGCAAUUCCUGAACACCAGCUAAAAGAACUGAACAUAAAAAUUGACAGUGCUUUGCAAGCAUAUAAAAUAGCUCUGGAAAGCUUAGGCCACUGUGAAUAUGCAAUGAAAGCUGGUUUCCACCUGAAUCCAAAAGCAAUUGAAGCCAGUUUGCAGGGCUGCUGUAGCGAUGCAGAAGCACAACAGACAGGGCGGAGGCAGACCCCUCCGCAGCCCAUGCAGUGUGAGCUUCCCACCGUCCCUGUGCAAAUAGGAUCACACUUCCUGAAGGGUGUCUCUUUCAACGAGUCAGCCACGGACAAUCUGAAACUCAAGACGCAUACGAUGUUACAGCUGAUCAAGGAAGCAGGUUGCUGUAAUGGAAUCACACCCAGGGACGAUUUUCCUGUGACUGAAGUCCUGAACCAGGUGUGCCCAUCCACAUGGCGGGGUGCCUGCAAGACUGCCGUGCAGCUGCUGUUUGGCCAAGCAGGAUUGGUGGUAGUUGACACGGCACAGAUUGAAAAUAAAGAAGCCUAUGCUCCCCAAAUCAGUUUAGAAGGCUCCAGAAUAGUGGUUCAAGUUCCAUCCACAUGGUGCCUGAAAGAAGACCCCGCUACCAUGUCCCUGCUGCAAAGAAGCCUUGAUCCCGAGAAGACCCUGGGUCUCGUGGACGUGCUCUACACAGCUGUGCUGGACCUCAACCGCUGGAGGGCAGGGAGGGAACAAGCUUUACCGUGCAUACAGAUCCAGCUUCAAAGGGAGAUCUGUGAUUUUGGGAAUCAGUCUGACCUGCCUUCUGGAAAUGGAAACAAAGCUCCAGGUGGCCUGCAGAAGACAUUCUCCAAACUGACAUCCCGGUUCACCAAGAAAACUUCAUGUACCAGCUCUAGCAGUAGCACAAAUUAUUCCAUCCCAAGUACCCCUUCCAAAAACAUCUUCAUAGGUGGGUGUUUAGAAGAAAAGGCCAAAAUGCCCAGCAAUAUUGAUUCAAGGCUACAAAGCAUUUUGAACAUUGGAAAUUUUCCCAGGACUACAGACCCUUCACAGUCAGCUCAAAAUUCCAGCAAUCAAAUGGCCAAUGGUUUUCUCAUGGAGAGGCGAGACAACUUCCUGCGAGGAGAUGAUGGCAAAGAUGAGAAGGGUAUGAACUUGCCAACCGAUCAGGAAAUGCAGGAGGUGAUAGAUUUUCUCUCGGGCUUUAAUAUGGGCCAGUCACAUCAGGGCUCCCCACUGGUGACAAGACGUAAUUCUGCUGCCACAGCUAUGGUGACUGAGCAGAAGGCAGGAGCUAUGCAACCACAGCAGCCACCACUGCCAGUGCCCCCUCCACCACGGCCACCCCAGGCUGGGGCACAUGCACCUCUGACGCCCCAGCCAGGCCUGGCACCUCAGCAGCAGUCCCCAAAGCAACCACAACCCCAGGUCCCCUACUACCAGCACCUGCUCCAGCCCAUUGGAUCACAGCAGCCCCCACCUCAGCCUCGGGCCCCAGGGAAGUGGGUGCAUAGCUCGUCUCAGCAGCCAUCACAGCCUGUUGGAGCGGGUCUGUCACCUCUUGGUCAGUGGCCUGGCAUAUCUGAUCUCAGUUCUGACUUGUACAGCUUGGGUCUGGUGAGCAACUAUAUGGAUAAUGUGAUGUCAGAGGUUUUGGGACAGAAGCCACAGGGACCUAGAAAUAACACCUGGCCAAACCGUGAUCAAAGCGAUGGAGUGUUUGGGAUGUUGGGAGAGAUUCUGCCUUUUGAUCCUGCAGUGGGUUCAGACCCUGAGUUCGCACGCUAUGUGGCAGGAGUCAGCCAGGCAAUGCAGCAGAAGCGACAAGUCCAACAUGGUCGCCGCCCGGGCAACCCCCGGGGCCACUGGCCACCCAUGGAUGAUGCCCAUCGGACCUGGCCUUUCCCGGAGUUCUUCACAGAAGGGGAUGGCCUGCACAGCAGCUGGUCGGGCGCUCAGGGAGACUCGGCCAGCUCAAGUGAUGAGACAUCGUCUGCCAACGGGGACAGCUUGUUCUCCAUGUUUUCUGGACCUGACCUCGUUGCUGCUGUCAAGCAGAGAAGGAAACACAGCAGUGGAGAGCAGGAGACCAGCACACUGCCCUCCCCGCCUCUUCUCACCACAGUGGAGGACGUGAACCAGGAUAACAAAACCAAAACGUGGCCCCCCAAAGCACCCUGGCAACACCCUUCCCCGCUUCCCAGCACGCUGCCUAGUCCAAGCACACCACUCUACGCGGUCUCCAGUCCCGGCAGCCAGUGGAACGACACCAUGCAAAUGCUGCAGUCCCCAGUGUGGGCAGCGACCAGUGAUUGCAGCGCUGCCUCCUUCACCUAUAUGCAGACCCCGCCGCAGCCUCCACCCCAACCUGCACACAAGGCAGUGCCCAAGGGCUUCAAGGCCUUCCCCGGGAAGGCUGAACGCAGACCAGCCUACUUGCCCCAGUACUAACCCAGGGCCAGCCUGCCUGCCUGCCUGCCUGCCCAGAGCUGGUGGAGCCUGUGUCCCCACCCCAGGGCUGACUAGCUGGCACCAGCCCGCCAGAGGACCAGUGCACCCCUGUCCCAGGCAGGGGCCCUUGGGGGGUGGGGGUGGUUGGCAGCUCCAAGCCUUUAAGGCCCGGCUUCUCAAGCCUUGGAGGCAUCAGAGCCCUGGAGGGCCAGCUGAAGACAGAGGUUUCUGAUCCUCCGCAGGGAGAUGCUGAGGGAGCUUCAAACUUAAGCACCUCUGGUGAUUCUGCUGCGGGUGGGCCACAGGCCACACUUGGAGAAACACAGCUCUCAAGUUUGUAGUCCCACUGUGUGUGUUGCAGGCCUGAAGGCCAAGAGCAAAACUGACCAUUCCCCUGAAGCCCUUCCCUGCCCCUCCUUAAUACCAAGUGAUGACCACACCAACUGUAAUUUAUAGUUGUUUUUCAUAGAGGUUUUUAGUUACAAUACCUCCUGCCUAAAAAUGGAUUGGAUAUUUUAAGGUAACAAAUAUAGUGGCUGGAGGUUUGUUCAACACUAUCUUUAUUUAAGUUAUACAAAAAAUGGGCGAAGUAUAGAACAGAGUAUUUGUGAUCAGAAGCAACCACCUGGGUUCUCCGUGGGUGGGUGGCCCCUUACUGCCCCAGCAGCACCUAAGAGGUGCAACCUUUACUGGAUUUAUAAAAGCAGGAUCGCUGGAAGCAUAUUCCUGAUGGUGCCUGAAGAUGAGCCAGCUGACUGCUGUCCGUAUGCAGGAUGCAGCUGUGCUGGCUGCCCUCAGGUCCUUCCACGCGUGGCCAGAGGCUUUGACACAGUCUCACAAUGUGGGGGUGUGGUCAAGGGGCUGUACAGAGACACCUGAACUUGAAAUUAUAGUAACACUUGUGAGCUGGCUCAAGACAAACCAAUUAAGACAUAGAUAGGAGUUAAUUUAAAGUUUUUCUUAAAAAAAAAAAACAAAACCACCUCAUUUUCAGUUAACAUGUGCCAUUAAAUAGACAACAUCCUGUGGAUUUAGGGAUAUUUCCAGCCAGAAUGGAUCCAGAAAAAUUGAAUGGUGCUUAAAUUGAGAAAUAAUAAUACAUAAUAUCUAUAUAGAAUAGACAUAUCCCACUGUAUAUUAAUUGAGGUUACAGAAGGUCUUUAUAUAAACUUAUUUAAAUUUUUCAUACUUCAUCUUUGAAAAGUCUAAUUGAGAAAAAUCCGUAUUUUCUGGUAUGAAAGUCUGACAGUAUUAAUAUUUUUUUUAUAUUUUCUUAAAUCAUUAAACCAUUUUAAUAUAUAUGUUAACUACUAAUAAAUGGUUUAUUCUUUCUAACUCCAUAUAAACUUUUCCAGCAAAGAUUGUAAUAACACAUUUAUGUUACCAUUUUUCUACAGAUAUAAGUAGAUUUAUAUUUAAAAAUACCAAAAAGAAAAAGGUAUAUAUAUAUAUAUAUGUAUGUAUUAUGUAUGUAUAUAUAUAUGCACACUAAUUAUAGAGGACCCUUAAGGUGUCUGAGCCCAGCCAUCUGAAUGUUUAGCACUGUGUUGCCAGGCUGCUUCCAGGCCUCCGGCGUGGCCUUCUGUGCUGUGUGGGGGACGCUGUUGCCGCCUGCACUUAACGGUCUUUUCACUGCAGGUUCUGAACAUUCACCUCUCCAUGUUUACAGAGACCUAUUUUGUACAUAGACUUUUCCAGGCACAUGCUUUGCACCAACCCUGCGUGGCUCUUGUCUUGUGUUAGCUGUCACAGUGUGUGCACUAAUGUUUGUUGAAGUUGUUUGUGGCUGUUCUACUUGUAAGAUAGUUUUCUGUUUCUUUCAGUAACGUGUCCCCAGGACCCUGUAUUUCAAUUUCUAUUAUAUGGAAGUACUCUUGUUUUAAUAGUGCCUCCCCAAAGACCUCACCUUGGACAGAGGUCAGUUGUUGAUGCUGAUGCCCCAGCAUAGGUGACAUCAACACUGCUAACUGUCACUUUCUAGUCUGUUUUUCUCGAUUAAGGAAGACAUUUUGUAGUUGCAUCUCCAUGGGCUGUGAGACUGCAAAGCUGUCUGUGUGGUCUCCUCGCAGGUGCUGUGUUUUCCGCACCGCCUUGCUCUGAACACUGGUAAUUCCAGGUGCUGCGCUCGGCAGAGGUGGGGGUCUCACCAAAGCGCAUGCAUGUGUGUGUGUGCGUGUUUGUCCUUUGCAUGGCCGGGCAUGGCUGCCUUGCUCGGGCAUCAGCAGGACGUUGUGUGAAUAGUUACAAUGCUUCCAAACUGGAACUCUACAUUUUGUAUCUUUUAAAGCUCCUAUAAGUAAAAUAACUAUUGGCUUUAUUAAAAAUAUACAUUUAA